This is a messenger RNA of Trametes versicolor FP-101664 SS1, 1370 nucleotides long. RefSeq lists its product as uncharacterized. Bases 27 to 1322 code for a protein of 431 amino acids. The record is from RefSeq and is a predicted model, not a curated record. The transcript is spliced from 4 exons. NCBI's taxonomy places the organism in Eukaryota, Fungi, Basidiomycota, Agaricomycetes, Polyporales, Polyporaceae.
CGGGCUUUACGGAGCAGUGUUGCGAAAUGGAGGUGGAGUAUAUGGACAUUGAAGAAGGAGAUUAUGGUGCAGGCCGCCAGACCGAGACGAGCGAGCAGCCGGAGGGACCAGAAACUUUUGCCGUAAGGCGAGACUAUGAGCUACCCACGGAGCUAUUAGAGGAGAUCUUCGUUGAGGCGUGGCUGGCCAUCCCUCUAUUCGACUCUAUCGACCGCUGGUUUCUCUUCUCCACGCUCUCACUCGUGAACCACCAGUUCAGACUCCUCGCUCUCUGGAUGUCAACUCGCCACGUCCGUGUGCUCUCCCACUGCUCGACGGAUGUCGCCGCCUACCGCAGCAUCGGGCAGCAGUAUCUCGCUCUCCAGCAGGCGCCCCGCGGGGUUCCCUCUCCGCAGGCGGACCAGGAGGAGCUUCUGAAGUGCAUGUUCCAGCACUCCACAGUGCACCUUGACGUUACCUACGCGGCACAUACCGCCUGGAACAUGCCCGACCUCUGGCUCAAGGACGACAUCUCGCCUGGCGGACCGGACGACUACCCGGACCUCCGCGUCAAGUACGAUGGCGACGCCAGCCUCUUCGGGGAAUACAUCUACCCGAAACCCGUGGAUCGCAGCAAUGUAUACUCCUCCUGGCUCGCACGGCGCCGACGCGACCGUCUCUCCGGCUGGUUCGCCACGCUGCUCGCAGCGGUGCCCGACUGUGCCGCGCUCGUGCUAGAGGCGCAACCGUCGAACAAACUGUUUGGGAUAACGGCAUACUCGCGCCUUCUGGAGGCGGUCUGGUGGUGGAAGUCGCUCGCCGCGGUGCACUUCCUCUUCAUGCCUGAGAACACGGACGUCGAUGAACAGAUGGGGGGAAUGAGCCGCGGACCGGGGGCGUUCCUGCCUCCGCUCGUCGGCGUGCGGCGCGUGUGGCUGGACUGUGAGCUGCGGUGCACAUGUUGGCAGGACAGGACACCCGUAGUGAUGCAUGCGGAGGAUUGUAUCAUGCGACGGCUGCUUGAGCCGUUCCGGGGAUUGCGAAGCAAGGAGGACGUUGUGGUACCCCCCGGCUUCGAAGUGCGCGAUUGGUGCACUUCCGACGCGUCUUUGCGGACUUUGAUGCUCGUCGGACCAUGCAAGGAAUCCAACAACAGCUCCAAGGACAAGCGCACGCCGAAUAUCAUGUAUGAGGACACGCUCUGGGAGUUGGUCGACCCGAAUCGUGAUGUCAACGCCCGAUAUCAUCCAAGCAUACACGGGGCCGAUAUUCUUACUCCACAACCGUAUCCUAACCAGCAGUCAGCGGACUGGUCAGAGGGAUAUUUGGGCCUUUGGCGAUAGAGUAGAAGAGGCACUCCUAUAAGCAGCUAAUCAUACAAUAUACUGUCG